Messenger RNA from Pediculus humanus corporis (human body louse), 1476 nucleotides. Its product is annotated as 65 kDa Yes-associated protein, putative. The transcript has 6 exons. Gene Ontology annotation, biological process: hippo signaling; positive regulation of transcription by RNA polymerase II. Gene Ontology annotation, cellular component: cytoplasm; nucleus. Gene Ontology annotation, molecular function: protein binding; transcription coactivator activity. The record is from RefSeq and is a predicted model, not a curated record. NCBI's taxonomy places the organism in Eukaryota, Metazoa, Arthropoda, Insecta, Psocodea, Pediculidae. Bases 1 to 1476 code for a protein of 491 amino acids.
AUGCCAAGCGGUAAUUCAAAUCCGAGUAAUAACAAUAAUACAAGCAGCAGCAAUAAUAAUAGCAGUGGUAGCAAUAGCAAUAGCGGUCGGGAGAGUAGUAACAGUAAUAGCAGCAAUAAUAAUAAUAACGCCAACAACAGCAACAACAACAACAACAGCAACAAUAAUAAUAAUAAUAAUAGCAAUAGCAGCAGCAAUAAUAAUUCAAAUUCUAGUAAUAAACCUAGUAAUUCUGAUAAUCAUGUUCGUAUCGUUCAAAAUUCUGAAUCGGACUUGCAAGCGUUAUUUGACAGUGUUUUAAAACCAGAUUCAAAACGGCCUUUACAAGUGCCUUGGCAUAUGAGAAAUCUCCCCGAUUCGUUCUUUACUCCACCAUCUACCGGUUCUAAGUCACCUUCCGUUCUUAGUAUAUCUCACAGUCGUGAAAAUUCGGCAGAUGCUGCUUUUUCAACAAACACAACUCCGGCAAGCCUUCAGGUGAAUCAUCCUCGUGCACACAGUUCUCCAGCUUCUCUCCAGCAAACCUAUGCUUCCGCUCAGCAAAAAAAUCCGCCUCAAGCUCCACAAGGAGUUCACACGCACAUCAAACAGAGGAGUUACGACAUGGGUGCUACGGUGGUAGAUGAACUUGGGCCAUUGCCUCCAGGAUGGGAACAAGCGAGAACGUCUCAGGGGCAGAUUUAUUAUUUAAAUCACAUAACAAGAUCUACAACGUGGGAAGAUCCGAGGAAAACUUUGGCCGCUCAAAAUUUACAAGCUCAACACGCGGAAUUACAAAAUUCGAGAGGAAAUCAACAGAAUUCGGCGGCGGCGGCGGCGGCAAAAGCGACGACUUUGGGAAUUUCGGCGGCUGGUCUGGGUCCAUUGCCAGAGGGUUGGGAACAAAGUUCCACUCCCGAGGGAGAAAUUUAUUUUAUUAAUCAUCAAACGAGAACGACAUCUUGGUUCGAUCCGAGAAUACCAUUACAAUUGCAAAGAUCUCCAACUGGAUUAAUAAUACCCCAUGGAAAUUCAUGGAUUCAAUCGAGCGCUCAGCAAAGUUCACAAAAUUGUCAACAAGAAUUAAGAGUGCAAUUAUUGCAAAUGGAGAGGGAGAGGCUGAGACAGAGGCAAGAGGAAAUCAGAAGACAACAAGAACUGAUGACACGGACGACUGAACUUCCUCCAGGAUCCAUGGAUCCCUUUCUAUCGGGUCUCACCGAUCACGGUCGUCAGGAGAGCACCGACAGCGGUUUAGGAAUGGGAAAUUCCUAUUCAUUGCCACAAACUCCGCAGGAUAUUCUGGACGAAUCCAUGGACGGCGUUAGCGAAGGAGGCCAUACCGACAUGACAUCUUUGGAUAAUACUGACAUUAGCACAGAUGAUUUGGUGCCAACUUUACUCGGGGAGGAUUUGACAUCUGAUAUUUUAGAUGAUGUUCAGUCUCUUAUCAAUCCGACGUCUACGAAACCGGACAACGUUUUAACGUGGCUUUAG